AUGGUGAAGAUCGGGAUUCCUAUAUUAUUUCUCUUCUCGAUGUUCUUCGUAGCCCUGCCUAUUCCCCUGCCCCUAACGCCAAAGCAAAUAGCGGCACCCCGUCUACUUUGCGCUUCCCAAUUUGCCCUGGUGAACUAUGUAUGUGCAAUGGUGCCACUAGUCCCAUUGCCACCAGCAACUCCUCACCCAGCUCUUCCAUCCCCUCCUCCCCCAGAAUUAGGACGUAGAAAUGGGCAUAGACAAGGACACAGGCACGGACACAGGCAUAGGCAUGGGCAUCAUGAGACACAUGACCAAUAUUAUUGUUGUCAAUGGCUGAAGCAGGUAGACACUGAGUGUGUCUGUGACAUUCUGGUUCACUUGCCCCCUUUCCUUUCGAGGCCUAAUCAUCAGUAUACUGUCGUUGUUGAUGACACCUGCAACGUCACCUUCUCAUGUGGAGGGCGACUAAGACCAUGAUGCAGCUGCUCAUUUUUCAUCUGCUACUGCUGAUUCUAUGCAAUUCAAUUAUGGCUAUCUUCUUUUGGUAUCGAGUUUGAUGCAAAAAUAUAUUGCUAUUAUGUUAGUAUUAUACAGAAAGUUUAUUUUUAUUCUGCAUUUUAU
This is a messenger RNA of Durio zibethinus, 603 nucleotides long. RefSeq lists its product as uncharacterized. The record is from RefSeq and is a predicted model, not a curated record. Lineage: Eukaryota; Viridiplantae; Streptophyta; Magnoliopsida; Malvales; Malvaceae.